Drosophila serrata is the source of this 2444-nucleotide messenger RNA. It is a transcript of the gene spoon, whose product is annotated as A-kinase anchor protein spoonbill. The record is from RefSeq and is a predicted model, not a curated record. Lineage: Eukaryota; Metazoa; Arthropoda; Insecta; Diptera; Drosophilidae. Gene Ontology annotation, molecular function: RNA binding.
AGACCGACCAAAGCAACCCUGCCCUGGCAUGUGUUGCCAUUCAAUUCGAUUACCAAACUAAACACACGUUUUUCGGGUUUGUACAAACAAUUCGGGUGCAAUUAUAUAUCGUUCUGUGCAUGAAAUAAGUGACGCGCGCCACUGAACGAUUUGAAGACCACGAAACGGAACGGUGCUGACAGGCGGCAGCCCCAAUAGCGAACAUCGCGAAGGGAUGGCAACACUGCAUACGCCGGCCAAGUUAUUAUGAUAUGUAAAAGGUGGACGUCGACACGUGUUUAAUAUUCGUGCAAACUUUUAAUACGUUGCGGGCGUUGAAAAACCAGUGAAAACAGCAAACAAACACUCCCCACAAAACGCAAGUGCGGCGCAAAGCGAAAACAGUCGGCAAAAUAAGUUACCCAAGCGGUUGCAAGAGAUUCUUCAAUAUUCAGCGAAAAUGGUAUCCGGUCGUCCUCUACUCUACCUGUCACUGCCCGGUGUAGCAUUUAUACUUGGCGUCUUUUGGUUUCGGCGUAGAAAUAAAAAUCGUUUAGACAAACCCGACGAUGAGGAUACGUCGACCGUGAAGGAUGCUGCGGCGACCACGGUGGAGACACGCAAGGCCAACGGUGUCCUGCAGAAUGGCAAGCAGCCGCAGCCCGUGGCUAGCAAGUCGAUGAACAUCAAUGGAACCAUUGUCAACGGAAACGGAAAUGGAUCUGGUAGUGGAAGCAGCGGCAGUGGAAGCGAUGAACGCGAAAGUCCCAACACAAUGCUGUAUGGGAAGUCGGCACCCAUCAAGAUCCAAAGCAAUGGACGCAGCUCGACCUCGAUCGAUUCCGAGAUGCUCAAGUCAAAGAUCCAGGAUGCGGAGCACAAGAAGCUCUGUUCCAUAGACGAGGCCUUUGAGAAUCUAUCGUCGCCGGUGGAUUUGCCGGGUUCGGUGAAUACUUCACGCUCGUUUUACAACCGUAAGGCCAGCCAGAAGACCGUGGAACCGGUGGUGAUCAAGGCGACGCGCACACCCAAGAUAUCGCCGGAGAACUCAUUCCUCGAGACCAACUAUACCAAGGAGUGCGAGCAGAACAAUAACUGCGAGCCCAAGGUGGAUCCCAAAGAGGCAUCCAAAGAGCAGGCGGAGCAAGCAGAGCAGGCAGUCGACAGCAAUGGCAAUCAGAAGCGCAACGUGGACGCGGCUAGUCCCUCGCUGAGCAUCUGCAGCGUCCAGUCGGGUGACUCGGGCAAGGGCUCCAGCCUGCCCCGCUCGGAGGCGACGCGAGUCAAGACUACCUACGAGUUCCUUUUCCCCAUCAGUCUGAUUGGCCAGCUGUACGGACGGAAGAGGGCGUUCAUUAACCAGAUCAAGGCCAAGACUUUGGCCAGUGUGGCGCUCAGCAAGAACCCGUACUCGAGUAAGGUGCGCAUCUGCACCAUUGAGGGCACGGAGAGCGAGAUUGAUGCCGCCUUGGCCAUGAUCCGUCAACGUUUGCCGGCCAAGCGGUAUCCCAACUUCACCAUGCAACGCAUCCACUUCGCGCUGCCGCAGACCAUAGUUCCUCUUUCCACGGAAAGCCUCUACAACCUCCAACUGAACCUGAUCGAGGGCAUCAACAACGAUGUAGUGGUAAGUGCCGUGCUCUCGGGCUCGCACAUAUUUGUCCAGCAUCCGCUGCAUCCCUCGCAUCCGUCGCUGCCGAUGCUGCAGAAGCAGCUGUACGAUAGCUACACCACCAUGGAGGCACCGCAGCUGCCCAGCAUCGAGGUCAGUGCCGUCUGUGUGAUCGCCAUCAACGGGGUGUGGUAUCGUGUCCAGAUCGUCAGCAUCGAUGCAGACGAUGAGGAACGUUGUGUGGUUAGGUUCCUUGACUUUGGUGGCUACAUGAACGUGAGCUUCACAUCGCUGCGUCAAAUACGCACAGAUUUCAUGAGUGUGCCCUUCCAGGCCACCGAGUGCAUCCUGUCCAAUAUUGAGCCCAUUGAUGGCGCCUGGUCCCAGGAGGCGGCCGAGAUCCUCAGCAAACUUACCAAAGGCAUUGUCUUGCAAGCACAAGUCGCCGGCUACAAUAGUCACAACAUACCAGAAAUCUAUUUAUUCGCAUCCCUAGGCCCAAAUAAUGUAAUUUUUAUCAAUAAGGAACUGGUCGCCAGAAAUCUCGCGAAAUGGGUGGAGAUGCGUGACUAACAAACCAAGCUAAGUAACAAAAAACUACAUUACAACAACAACAACAACUGAAUGCUUCAACAACAACAACAAAAACAAGAAGAUGGAGUAGAAAUCAUGCAAUUUGGAGGAUACAAAAGCUUAAGCAAGUGGCGUAUAUAUAUAUAUAUAUAUAUAUAUGCAGCUUGCAAGCGGAUUCCAAUUACCAAAUUGUUUCGUUAAGUUGUGUAGAAAGCGACUGAGCCUAGAGAGAGUGCAGCCCCAUCCCUAUAUAAUCAUACAUAACACCAUAUAACACACA